Molecule: messenger RNA, 2785 nt
Organism: Vanessa atalanta (red admiral)
Lineage: Eukaryota; Metazoa; Arthropoda; Insecta; Lepidoptera; Nymphalidae
Product: formin-binding protein 4-like
Exons: 10
Coding region: 148-2451 (767 amino acids)
Molecular function (GO): protein binding
Source: RefSeq, a predicted model, not a curated record
AAUGUCAAAUUUCACGUCUAACUAUUCGCUAAGCAUAAUGGCUAGAUAUUUUUACAAUUUGUAAUUACAAAAAAUAAAUCUGCAUUUCAGCGUUCUAUUAAAGUUCGUUAACUUAGUGAAUGACAGUAAUACUAUCUCGUAUCGAGAAUGAGUAAAUUAAAUCCACUAGGGCUGUUAGUCAAUUACGGUGAUUCGGAUGAAGACAUAGAUGAAGGAUCACCAUUGUCUGCAAAACAUAAUGAUUAUGCGACUAGCAGACUAGCGAAAACACCAGCGACUUAUCCGGGCUAUGAAUCCAGUUAUCAAACUCCGAACACACCUGCCGGCAUUCAUCCAGCACCCAUACCGCACUGUCCAUGGUCCGCUUGCUAUGAUGAGAACAGCGGAUUCACAUAUUACUGGAACCAGCAAACUAAUGCAGUGACAUGGGAAGCUCCACCAGAGUACAUGCUUGCUCUCAAAUUAGCACAACAGCAGUUACAUGCGUCAGGUUCAACAGAAGUGUCGGCUGAGGAAUGGCAACUUUACCAGCAAGCACUAGCUGAGAAACAAAAUUCACAAAACAAGAUUAUUGCUAAGACUGCUAUCAAUACAACAAAGAAACCUGAGAAGGGAACAAAGGAAAAAAAUUCAAAGAGUCUCAAGAAAAGAGCUGCUAGUGAUGACGAGGAGGAGAAAAUAGAACUUAUCACAUCCUACCAUAACUCUGACUCAGAAUCCAAUGAUGAAUCAGAGAAGACUCCACCAGUCAAACCACCUCUACCAAAACCACCAAACAAGUUACCGAAGCAUCCGCAGAAGAAACAGAAAACUAAACCACAAGUAGAAUUUGGUCCACCAUUACCACCAAAUCAAAAUUACACUGUGCCAAUUGGUCCGGAACUACCAACGGGAUUGCAAAACGAAAGUAAACUCAAAUCACCAGAAAAUAAGGUUGAUAUUACAGUUAAACAAGAUGCUCCUCAAACAUCAAAGUCCAUCGAUGAUGACGGUCAAGAUGAAAAUUGUCUCCUGCAAAAAUUAAAAGAUAAGGCAAAACUAUUGGAGAAACUCGGUGGUGAGUUGCCUUCCGAUCUACAGAAAAUUAUAAAAGACGAUACCAAAUCUAACAACGCCUCUCCACGAGGUGAAUCUAAUGCCGCUGAACUCGACAUUGACGAUUUAUUACAAGAGAUCGAGAAAACGGAAUUGCCUAAAGUUAAAUCAAAAGAUAUUAAUGAAAGGCAGAAAUCGAACAGAAAUAGUACAAGCAGUUCUCCAAAAAGCGGUGACAGAACACCACCAUUAGAAGAACUUCAUGCACUAUUCCCGAACACCAAUGGACCUUCAACGUCAUUGUUUCCAAGCGCUGCUAAUAUAGACGAAAGUAAACUAGAUAUCAAACCAGAGACUCCAGUCAUUGUAGAAAAGGAAAAAAAGGAAAAUGUCUACUUAACGAAUUUAGAUGUACCAAUAGAAAAUGUUGGUAGAAAGAAAUUGAGGAUAUCUAAUUCAGUAUUGCCAGAUCGGAGAAAGGAGAAAGUUGAACUACCUGUCUAUACAACGAAAUAUUCACAAUUUAUUGAAGGGUUCUCGAAUGAAAGAACCGGUUUGGGUUUCACUAAAGAAGAAGACACUGGAAGUAGUCCAAAGAACAUGAUAAAUUAUGGCAAUGGUCUAACAUUUACUAAAGGAGAAACUUUGAACGAGGAAAAAAAAGAUGAAGACCUAGAUGACUUGACUGAUUUAGUGGAAGCCAAGUUGAAGUUUCUUAAUCAGUUGCAGCCGUGCGUGUUGUCGCCGCUGCAGGAAAUGUUGAUCCAGAUGCAGACGCUGGUGUCGGCGUUCCGCGCGGGCGCGCUGUCGGGCGCGUACUGGCGGCGCUGGGCGCGCGGCGCGGAGGGCGCGCUGGCGCAGCACGAGGCGGCCGCCGCGCCGCCCGGCUGGCUCUGCGUCUUCCAGAGGUCUGAGGGGCGGUACUGCUACCGUCGAGAGUCGGACGGGUUCGUGCAGUACGAAUACCCAGCUGUCGCCAAUACAGACAUGGAUAUUUGUACCACACCACCUCACCCAAGUACGGAACCGAAGCAGGAGGUGAACCCUCCACCGCCGCCCCCGUCCCCCCCGCGCUGUUGGCGCAGCACCCCCCCGCCACCCGGCACUGACCCGGUGCCGCCGGAGGCCCCUCCGCCGCCACGGAUCCAAGAACCAAAGAAAGAAAUAGGCGAUGAAUUGCAAUCGUUCUACAACGAUAUAGCUGAGCUGGAGAAAACUUCGGGCUCCACAGAACCGAACUCUCCCGAGCCACCGCCGCCGCCGGAGAUCAGCGACAAAUCCAAGGAUAAAGAGAACAAAGUGGUCAAAAAGAAGCCCAAGAUGAAGGUAUCAUCGUCGUUAGGGAUGAAACAAAAAUCUGUAUCUACUCUCGUUGCGAAAUGGCAACAGGUCGCUGAUGAAAUAAAUUCCGACUGAUUUUUUUUACAGCAAUUGUAAAAUAGCAAGUGUAAAUAUAUUUGUAUAAUAAUAAAAUAUUUUUGUCGCUCUAAAACUACCAAAAAGCUAAUUUCCAAAAACUCCGUAAUUUCUAAAUAAUGACAAUCCUAUUAUUAAUUUAAUAUUUCUAUAUAGCAACAUUCAAUACCAUAGAUGUUUGUUUUCCAGGAUGCUAGAAUUGCCUUAACUAGAUUUUAAUCUGAUAUUUUUAUUGAAGAUAUGACGCGAACUUUACAUAAUGUAUUUUAUACUGUACAUACUAGUUAUAUUUUGUACCUAACUUUAAAUGAUUUAUGAUUAAAUUUAAAAAUAA